Messenger RNA from Hypomesus transpacificus, 3089 nucleotides. RefSeq names its product interferon-induced protein with tetratricopeptide repeats 5-like. Gene Ontology annotation, molecular function: protein binding. Gene Ontology annotation, cellular component: cytosol. The coding region runs from base 1664 to 2971 and encodes 435 amino acids. NCBI's taxonomy places the organism in Eukaryota, Metazoa, Chordata, Actinopteri, Osmeriformes, Osmeridae. Gene Ontology annotation, biological process: defense response to virus. The transcript has 4 exons. The record is from RefSeq and is a predicted model, not a curated record.
UAUGAACAAAAGCCCUAGUACAUAUAUAUUGUAUAUUUCAGAUUCCAAACAUGCUUUCAGAAAGAGCUUUCUAUGAAAAGAACUUGCUCAAAACUUCAUUUUGAAGAAUAGAUUUAUUGGUUCCACGUUUCUAUCAUGGUACUCAAUGUAUAGUACCGUACCAAUGGUUUCACUUAUUAUGGUAUGAAUGCAGCACCGGUAUACUGAUGGCUGCUGACAUAAAUCCAGUGUUAAAAUAUCUAAUUGCUUCAGAGCCCGGAAAUAGUCUAUGCUUGAAGAUUGUUUUGGCGUGACUAAUGUAUUUUGUCAUUGGGGUUUUCCACAAACAAAUAAAUAAAUGAUCUUGGAUGAAUGCACCCAAACAGAACCCUGUUUUAUUGUUCAUGAGAGUGUGUACCUGUUGGGAGCACUGAUGUUUCUGGGGCUAACCUGCUACUGUUACAAGCAGACUUUAAGACACCCCAGCUGUGUGGACUACUGGCUUAUAUGAGGUUUUGUAUCCCAAUAGUAGGCAAGGAAAUGAGAUGAGAAACUAAAAAAGAGCUUUUAAGAAAUAAGCUCCAGUGGUUAGACUGAAAUUGCCAGUGAAUACUUGUGAGGGGACACCUCUACCAGUUCUUAAAAUAUGUGUACAAUUGAUUAAGUUCUAAUUUAGUUAGACAGACUACAAAGUAUUGUGCAAAGUAGUGUACAGUGUGUAGUGUACAAAGUAGCUGUUAAAGAUAACCUCCUCAGAAAUACCCUCAUCCCUCAAUCAUUCAUCCUCUAAACUGAAUUGACUAUCAUACACUGUUCUCUUAUAUAGUCUACUCUCAGGUUCUACAUCCAUCUGUUGAAUUCACUCAAAGAUCAUAAUAGGGGGUAGGACUCAGGAGAUUACCUUGAAAUGAGAGUGUAUAAUUGAAACUGCUUUAGUUACACAUUUGUUACCGUAAAACAGUAUCUGACUAUUGUAUGCAAAACUAAGAGAAGACAUAAUGCCUCAAUGAUAUCUGGGAAUUUUGAAGAGAUACUAAAGAGAACCGUGGCAGCGUUAUCAAAACUAUAAAGUAUAUCUUACCAGAAGAAACAGACAACUUCAGUUAUAAAUACAUGUGAUUAAGUGGUAUGAAUGGUAAAGAACCCUUUGUGUCACAUUCCCUUUGUGCCGUUUAAAAUGUUUGAGUACUGGUGUGCUUCCUGUUGAUUUUUUCUGUGUUAUUAAAGAACCACAACGGGGAGAUCAAAGAUCAUGGACGGAUGCACGUGAUAGAUGCUUUCCUGCUUGCAACAAAAACUGCAUGCAUUAGCCUGCUACCUUCACAGGAAUGGGUUAACUGAAAGAGUUUAAACCUUUACUUUCACUUCCUUGUUAUCUGCUGACAUAAAAUGGCGGAGUCUCCCGAACCUCUUGAAAGUAGGAGACAGAAGUGUAUAAGCAAUAAACGAUCUGAAAGCUCUCCAGUGUCAUUUCACAUGGGGCAUAGACAAGUCUGACAUAAAAAAUACAAAAGCCAUCUCUGAAGAACUCUUUAAUCAUUUAGAGCUCUGCCACGCCACAUACCGUGGCACAUACUUUAACAUUCUGGCAUACUUGAGCCACUUGGAAGGAGACCGCCGUACCGCGUUACGAUGUCUUCGCAAAGCAAAAACUGCACUGAAGGGACAGGAGGAUGACCUCAAUAUGCUGGUGACAUAUGGGAACUAUGCCUGGAUUGCCUACCACGCUGGGAAUGUGGAUCAAGUGGAACGCUAUCUACAAAAGAUGCGUGCCAUCCUCAAAGGUCAUCCCAAGAGAGCCUGCAAACUUCCCACCAUUUGUGGAGAAAGGGGUUGGACUUUUCUUAGGUUGGGGCUCUCCAUCUUCUUAGCCAAAGAGAGUUUUGAGGAGGCCCUUAAGAGGGAACCACAGAGUGUGUCUUUCAAUGUGGGCUAUGCUGUGGUGCUGUACAGACUAGAUGUUAGGUUAAAGGGCAAGGUACAGGGAGAAGAGGAGACCAGCAAGGUAACCAGUCAGCUAAGGAAGGCCCUGGUCCUGGAGCCUGGAAAUGUGGAGGUUAUGGCCCUCUUAGCCCUAAAACUGCAAAGCCAGGACAAGGACAGACAGGAAGCCAUGGCUCUUGUCAAGCAGGUCCUGAGCCUGUCCCCAGAUUCUCUUCUGGUUACCAACCAUUUAACCAAGUUCUUCAAAAUGGAGGGAUCCAUUAAGGAGUCUUUGGAUGUUCUGAGGACGGCUCUGGAGGUCACUCCCACAUCCUUCUUUCUGCACUACCAGACAGGCCUGUGCCACCAGUGGCUGCUGUUCCAGAUGCUGGAGAAGAGGAGGCAGCGUGCGAGGAUGGAGCAGGUCGCGUCGGAAAGCAUGCUUGACACCGAAACUGCAGAGAGCAUACAUCACUUCUCAAGAGCUGUGGAGCUACAGCCUUCCAACAUCUCGGCUCGUGUGAAGCUGGCAGAGACCUACGGUCAAAACCUGCAGAUGGAAGAGGCUACUAAGAUCUUCAUGUCCCUGAAGAAGGACCAGAGCCUGGGGGAGUUUGAGCGGCAGCAUGUGCUAUGCUCCUAUGGGUGUUUCUUGAUGUAUCAAAUCAGGAGCCGGAGCGCAGCUGUCACACAGUUGAAAGCAGCCUAUCAAAUUCCAGUUCAUACAGGUGAAAAACAUAGGGCAGAAAGAAAGUUGAGGCUGAUAGCUGAAUGGUGGAGCACACAGCAUUCCAAAGAAGCCAAUGAGAUACUGACCUUUCUGCAUGACCAGGACAAACAGGAGCAGGAGAGACAAAGAGAGGAGGACAACGAGGAGAAAUCAAGAGUGGAGCAGAGGAGUAUGAAGGAGAGCAGGAGGCAGAAGAGGGAGAUACAGAAAGAGAAGAAGAAAGAAAGGAAAAAGCAGAAGGUGGCGAUGAAUAAAGAGAAAGAGAAUCAAAGGAAGGAGGACAAGCAAAUGCUGCAGGAGAAAAUUAGUGAUGGCCUGGCAACCAUUUUUGAGUUUUAGAUUGAACAUUUGCCCAUGUUGUUUGCCAAUCUGAGAUGGACAUAAUUUUUUACUUUACCUCUAAUUUUUUUUUUACUGAAUGUGACUAGUUGAUUUUGACUAGUUGAAGACAAACAUA